This is a messenger RNA of Tilletiaria anomala UBC 951, 1671 nucleotides long. RefSeq lists its product as uncharacterized. The record is from RefSeq and is a predicted model, not a curated record. The coding region runs from base 1 to 1671 and encodes 556 amino acids. The transcript is spliced from 2 exons. Lineage: Eukaryota; Fungi; Basidiomycota; Exobasidiomycetes; Georgefischeriales; Tilletiariaceae.
AUGUCAGUCUUCAUCUACCCGUCUCACACCGCAUGGUACCAGCCCACGGCGGCACCGCCGACCGCAUCUCGUCGCCGGCAGUCGGCAGUGUUCAGCGGCCGUUGCAUGCCUGUCGCCUACUCACAAGAGCCAGUCAGGUCGCAUGCAUCCGGCUUCUUGCCCUUCGAUGGGGAGGAUGCCUCGUCCGACUUCUUUUCCGUCCUCGCCUCUGAAUGGCAGCAUCAACAACAUCAGCAGCAGAGGCGGCAGCAACAGCAACUCGAGGCUGAGCGUGAACGCCAGCGUCGCUUCCGUCUAGCUCGUCAGCGCCAGGCGCAGUUGCUCCAACUACAUCGUCAGCGCCAGCUCGAGGCUGAACGCGAACGUCAACGCCAGCACGAGAGCGAGAGGCAAAAGGCGCAGGCUGCUGCCUUCUUGCAGAAUCUGCUCGCUCAGUAUCUGCAAGGCUUUCAAGAGGAGGAGCGAGAGGUACAGCGCCAGGAGCAGCUUCGUCAGCAACAAGCUCGCCAGCUCCAGCUGCAGCGCGCACGCGCCACCGAGAUCCAGCGUCAACUGCAGCAUCAGCGUCAGCGCCAUGUAGAGUCUCAACAACACUUCUUCAAGCAGCUUCUCGGUGCUCUGCCGCACUCCUACUGCAAAAAUGAGAAUGAACAGCGUCAGCAAGAGGACGAGGAGAUGAGCAAUGCUACCGAUCUCAUCGAGCAGACUGUCAAGCAUGUCUUUGGCGGCCUCUUUGGCGGCCUUGACGCCGAGACUGCUGCUCACCCGCAGCGACAAGAGCAAAGGCAAGACUCGCAGCAGCAAACUGAGAGACAGAAAGAUGUCUGUCAGCCCGACGAGAACAAGGACAAGGGACAUGACGAGAUGCCGACCGACGCAGCGCCGACGCCGGCUGCGAACCCGGCUCCUGUUGCGACUCCUCCAGACGUCGAGCAGUCACUGGUCACCGCUGAAGAACGCGAACAAGGUCAAGAGCACAUGUCGGAGCACGUGCUCUUCUUCCACCCGUUCACGCCUGCUCUCAUACGCGACUCGUCGGCCAUCAAGUCGUCCGAAAUUGACAUUCACGUCGACCCGUCCAAGCGCGAAGUGGUCAUCAAAGGCCUUUGGCCCGCCGACGCACCUGCGUCCGCAUAUGGCAAUGACAGCAGUAGCAGCAGCCCCAGCGGCGGGAGCGGGAAACGCAAGCGCAGGAACAGCAGUCGCAGAUGCCGCCGUCACAAGACGGCGCACGUGCGCGAUGUCGACGAGCGCACAGGCGAGGAGAUCAUGCUGCCUGAAGACUCGGAGGAGAGUGCAAACGAGCAGGCGGAUGACGUUGUUGUCCUCUCUAACGACAGCAGCGGCAGUAGCAGCGACAGCAGCGCCUCGUCUGACGCUGGCGACGCCGAAGACGACAAAUCGCUCGUCCACGUCGACGGCAGCUCGAACGCCAAUGCCAAUGCCGACGCUAAUCCCAACCCCAACGCGGGUGCAGGCAUGAUCAGCAAGAGCUUCGGCAUCCCCGCCGGAGUCGACCUGGCGCUGAUUCAGGCAGACCUUACCCAUGAAGGGUUCAAGAUCUGGGUCCCUGCAGCAACAACAGCAGCAUCGACGGCGACGCCAGCGCAGCAGACGCAGCAGCGGCGGGAAGAGGCUGAGCAGGAGCUGGAUGAUCUGCAGCUUGACUGA